This is a messenger RNA of Xylaria bambusicola, 3549 nucleotides long. RefSeq lists its product as uncharacterized. The record is from RefSeq and is a predicted model, not a curated record. The coding region runs from base 131 to 3307 and encodes 1058 amino acids. Gene Ontology annotation, biological process: RNA 3'-end processing. Gene Ontology annotation, molecular function: RNA uridylyltransferase activity. The transcript is spliced from 2 exons. Lineage: Eukaryota; Fungi; Ascomycota; Sordariomycetes; Xylariales; Xylariaceae.
AGUCAACUAACGAACGCUGCUCACUCACCACUCACCACUUGUUAUUCACAUUUCACUUCACUUGUAAUUCAUAAUGUUCCCAGAGGGCUAGACUCCAGAAGAUUUAGUAGGCGUCGUUCAUCACGUAAACAUGCAGAACAAUCAGGUCGGUACCGGACCUCUUGAGGACCGCCUCCGCAACCUCAUCCUCGCCGGUUCCGACUCCAAGCCUGCCCCGCUUCCGGCUUCCUCGAGCAAGGCCACUUUUACGGGUACCCAUGCUCUGCCUUCCGAACACUCAGACCAGCCCAAAGACGAAGUCGUCGGCGAUGGCCACGGACACUCGCGUCCGCCGCCAAGAGGUGGCAGGAAGCGUCUCAACCAGGCCCAGCGCCGUCAGAUGAAUGCCGAGCUGACAAUUCCCAUUGAUACCCGACCACCUUUCCAUGCUUCUUCGAGGCCUUCCCACUAUGCACAACAACAGACUGCCUCUCCCUCCCGUAAUACAACAGCAUAUCCAGCCAAUUUUCGAGGCCAGUCUUCAUUGUCCGAUGCCAGCCAGUUCAAUCGACAAUCACGGUACGGUCACCCGCAAUUUCCUACGUCGUCUGCUCACCAGCCCGAUUGGAGGCGGCAGCAACAUGAUGGCUUGCCUAGAGGUGUGAAUAUCAUGACCGAACCCCCAUUUACAUCUCAAAGCGGUCGCAAUCCAAUUCACAGUCAGCCUGCCUCGUACAACCCGGGAAGUUCUCGGCUGCCAGUUUUUAGUCCUGAUCAGCUUGCAAGCCAAUCUCUAUAUCUCGACCAGCUCUCUUUACGCAUUAUAGAGGGUGCUGAGAUUGGACCGGACGAAAUCUCCGAGAAGGAAAACUUUCGACUAUAUGUGGAAUCCAUCUGUCGACAUGUGAUUACUUGCCACGAGCACGAGGUCAACCUUGCCCAUGAGUUCCAGCCAAGAUCUGUAGAGUUGAAGUGCUUCGGGAGUCUGGCUUCGGGUUUUGCCACAAAAGCUGCUGACAUGGACCUUGGCCUUGUGUCUCCUACGUCACGGCUGUCGCCCGGCUCACCCGAAUCGCCCAUACCUCGUCUCAUUGAAGGCGCCCUCCUUGCUGCUGGUUUUGGCGCUCGGCUGCUCACUAAGACACGCGUUCCAAUUAUCAAACUUUGCGAAAAGCCUAGCAUAGCUCUUCGACGGGGUUUACUGGACGCAAGGAAGAAAUGGGAGGAGGGUGCUGAUCAGGAGGAGAGGGAGCUAGAUGAUGACGACCCUGAAGAUACGGACCUUCUCCAAGAUACCAAUCUCCCCUUUGAUUCUAACCUAACCCAACCUUACGCAGAAGAAUCAACAUCAAAGACUUCAUCGGAUCAAACACCUCUCUCGCUGCACGAAGAGGGGGUUAUGCUCAAACAAUCCUUGAACCAGACACUGACUAGCUAUUAUGGUAAGGCCAAACGACUCUUACGCCGUUUGAAUAGCCGUGACAUCUCUCAGUCCAAUUGCCAUGAUUUCACCGAAGCCGAUUUCGUCCUUCUUGACAAGGUGGCUAGCGCCUUCGUUAAAGGGCUGCAUGACGCAGAAUUGAGAAGCCGGAUAUUAGCAUAUCCUUCAUUUAAUGUUGGUGACACUGGACUGACAAAUUAUCGUUCGCUCUUCGGUGUCAAUGUCAUGAUUGAGUGUGAACAACUCAUUCUUUCAUGGGAAGCGAAGCAACUUACCUCAGCUAGCCCUCGCUCGGAUCAAGCAUGCGAAAGCAUAAUUCAGCAAUGGAGAGCUUUACAUCAUAUUAAGAAUUUCGGUAACAACCCUGUAUGGUUCAAUAAAGAACUACAGCUAUUUGCGGAAACUAUUCGCCAGAAUCCUUCCAUACAAAUGAUGCAGCUCCACCAAGACCAGCACGAGUCCCCGAUGCAAUAUCAGGCGCGAACAAACAAAAUUGCUAUCGCACUACCACAAAUUUUACUUCCUAGUAUGAUUAGCCAGACGAUCCAGCGCUAUGUCGACGGAAUUAGAGAUGAGGAGAUCAGAAAUGAGGUUCGCAACUUCUUGAUAUCAACUAAAACGGAAAAUCUUAGGACAGUCGCUAGAAGGCACAAGGCACUCCAUCUCGCCGCCGACUAUGAAAGGGCAAUUGAGAAAGGGCUCUAUACACUUGAUGAUAUCCCGACCCUCCAAAGCUAUAUAACCAUUCUCCGUCGCCAACCUGUACCCUCAAUGAAGCAACCUCGUGAGCUUGAGUGUCUAAUCCCACUCACAGAGAGUGAAAAGUCUAUACUUUACAAGAUCAGGGAGUUAGCGGAUCCAGCGACACUCGGCCCCAACAAACCUAGAGACAAAUACAAUGACAGCUUAGAGUUCCCUAAAAGCGGUGUCGGCGUCCAGUGCGAUAUCAACUUCUCGGCUCAUCUAGCUCUCCAAAACACCUUGCUUCUGCGAUGCUAUUCCUGUACCGAUCGUCGCGUCAGGCCUCUGGUGCUUUUCGUCAAGCACUGGGCCAAAGCACGAGGAAUUAACACACCGUAUCGCGGAACCCUAAGCAGCUACGGCUACGUGUUAAUGGUUCUGCAUUAUCUUGUCAAUGUCGUCGAGCCCUUCGUCUGUCCCAACCUGCAAGAACUCGCCCCUCCCGACCCCCCAAAUCUCCCACCGCACGCUCUCGAAGGCAUAUCGACGUGCCAAGGUCGCAACAUCCGCUUCUGGAGGGACGAGCGAGCAAUUCAAAGUCUGGCACAGCAAGGACAGUUGAAUCAGAACCACGACUCUCUCGGCACUCUGCUACAAGGGUUCUUCGAGUACUAUGCCCAAGGAAACACAAUGUCCACAACUAACAAGAAGGGGUUCAACUGGGGUAGAGAUGUAAUAAGCCUUCGCACACACGGUGGUUUGUUGACGAAGGUAGAGAAAUCAUGGACUGGGGCCAAGACCGUCGUUCAACCACAAACUGGUGCGUCGCCUACGCAUCCUGAGCUCGGCAAUCAAUCCCCGUCGUUACAUCAGCCGAUAUCCCCUGAUAAAGGAGCAAUGACUACCGAACAACUCCAGCAAACGCCCAAGCCAAAAAAGGUCAAAGAAGUCCGACACCGCUUCCUAUUCGCUAUCGAAGACCCCUUCGAACUCGACCAUAAUGUCGCGCGCACCGUGACGCAUAAUGGUAUUGUGUCUAUCCGCGACGAGUUCCGACGCGCGUGGAGGAUUAUCAAGACUGCUGGGAAUGGAAAGGUGAACGAGGAUUUGUUGGAAGAUGUCAAGGUGCAGAAAGCCGAUCUCGAGAAGAAGCAGUUUAUGGCGCUGUUGGACGAGAUUCAUGGGGAUGAGGUGUUUGAAUUGUAAUGGGGUUCAUUAAGCAAGAGGGUUCAGUGAUGUAAUGGGGAGUAAAGGGGCUAUGGGUGGGUCAGGGGAUCUAGUAAUGAAUCGAUGAGUGAAUGUGGUUCGGCGAUGACUGGGGCGUUGUCUUGGUGCUGUAGUCUGUCUGUCUGUUUGCCUAGGUAAGUUAGGAGAUAGGUAUGAUAUCCCUACGGUAAUAGCUGUAUGUAGCUUUGUUCCCGUGCAUCGGAUACUUACCCAGCGAAAAG